UUAGCGUUCAAGUUUGCCUUAAUUUAUCUCUUACAGGAAGUUAUUUGUAUUAAUAGACGGAAAACAACCUUUAAAUAUGGAUCAGUAUUCAAAUUAUGGGGGUCAGCAAGAUCCUUCAUCAGGAAAUUAUAAUAGUUCAUAUCAAUAUAACGAUUCCUAUAAUCAAGGUGGGUAUACAGCUCCAACCAGCUCUUCAGAUUAUUAUUAUAGCGGAAGUAAUCCCCAGACAGGAGGUAAUAACAGCAGUAGCAGUAGUUCAACCCAACAACCACCAGUAACUCCGGCUACAACUCAAGGUUAUACUUCUCAACGUAAUGAUAACUAUGAAGGAAGUGGCUAUUCCUCCGGAUAUAAUAGUUAUGGUAAUUAUCCUACUUCAACUGCGUCAGGAAGCUAUCAAACAGGUCAAAAUUCGCCAUCGGGAAGUUCUACAGCCACACCAUAUAAUUCUGCUGGUGGUAGUGGCUCAUAUAAUGGAGCAAGUAAAACAGGAUAUACUGAUCGCGGUAGUGAUUACGGUGAUUCUUCUAGUUAUGGAGGUAAUAAAAAUCCGUACGGAGAUAGUUAUAGCUAUAAACCGCGAGAAAAUAGCAGAGAAAGUGGAUACAGCGGCCCUCCAACAAAAGAAGAUUCUUAUGACAAUUAUGGAAACCGUUCCGAGAGUGGAUAUAAGGUACAAACAAUUAGCGAUACAAUUUAUAUUUCGAACCUGAGUAAGGACGUUACUGAAGAGAAAUUGGCAGAAAAAUUCGGUAGCCUUGGCAUGUUAAAAAUUGAUAGAAAGACACAAAAACCAAAAAUAUGGAUAUAUUAUGAUAAAGUAACCAGACUUCCUAAGGGAGAUGCAACAUUGACUUAUGAGGAUCCCGACUCAACAGCAGCUGCAAUAAAGUAUUUCGAUAAUCAAAAGUUCCUUGAUCAGAUCAUUAAAGUAGAAAUGUCUGUGCGAAAGGUACCAAUCUCGGGAUUUAGAGCUCGCGGCAGGAGUAGUAGAGGACGUGGAUUUUCUAGGGGCAUUCGUGGUAGCGGUAGCGGUAGCGGUGGCGGUCCUCCUCCUCGUGAUGGUGAUUGGGCAUGUGAAUCAUGCAAUGCUAAUAAUUUUGCUAGACGAAUGGAAUGUUACAAAUGCCAUGUGCCUCGUUCUAAUGCACCAGGGGAUGGCGGCUACAGCGGCGGUCGAUAUUCUGGAGCACCAAGAGGUGGGUAUAGAGGGCGUCGCGGCGGUCCUUCUUAUGGCCGUUAUGCUGAUGAUGAUAGAGGCUAUGGAAGCGGAGGUUAUCGUAAUAGCGAUAGCUCACAUGGUUAUGAUCAAGGAUAUAGAAGACAAAAUAAACAAGACGAUCGUCAAGAUCGCAGGGAAAAUUCUAGAUAUCUUCCAUACUAAGAUAUUUUGGCGAGAUUAUGAGGAUUUUUUACAGGCUUUUAUAAUCCUCAUCAUUGAAUGCAUGCUUUGUUAAUUUUUAUUUCUUUCUUACAAGUUGAAAUUGUUUGAUAAUGUUUACUAUGGUUAUUGAUUUUCGUUGGGACAAACAUUCUAUAUUAUUAUUUGUGACGAUGAGAGUAAAACUGAGACAAGAGGAAAGGACAAAAAAAAAAAAAGAAAAAAAAGA
This is a messenger RNA of Rhizophagus irregularis DAOM 181602=DAOM 197198, 1610 nucleotides long. NCBI's taxonomy places the organism in Eukaryota, Fungi, Glomeromycota, Glomeromycetes, Glomerales, Glomeraceae. The record is from RefSeq and is a predicted model, not a curated record.